Brassica napus (rape) is the source of this 4656-nucleotide messenger RNA. RefSeq lists its product as uncharacterized. The transcript has 2 exons. Bases 1 to 4656 code for a protein of 1551 amino acids. Gene Ontology annotation, molecular function: RNA-DNA hybrid ribonuclease activity; nucleic acid binding. NCBI's taxonomy places the organism in Eukaryota, Viridiplantae, Streptophyta, Magnoliopsida, Brassicales, Brassicaceae. Gene Ontology annotation, biological process: DNA integration. The record is from RefSeq and is a predicted model, not a curated record.
AUGGAACAAGUGGCCGGAGCAGGGUCAGCAGCGGGGUCUUCCAGGACCGUCGAUCUCACCAAGCAUUGCAAAUAUCACGACGUCAAGGGACAUGAUACCACAGAAUGCAAAUCACUCUACGCUCAUUAUCUCUCGUCACUUGCGAGCGGUGAAUUUAAGUUCGAACCCUUGAUAGCUAAACCAAAGAAUGGCAAAAGCUGGAGCAAGAACAAGGAAAGAAGAGCCCAGCGCAAAGCCACCGGCAAAGGUCGGCAAAACGACGCUCAACGACAAGACGACGAGGAGGAAACCCCGAAGGAUAACGGUGGGGGAGACUCCUCCGCCGACGAAGAGCAUCCUGCUAAUCGCAGACGCAUCGAGGUUAUACUCUCUCAGCAAUCUUUGUCGUCCGACGACGAUAACGACGAUGCGCCUGUACUCGGAGAUCUGAGAGACGUCCUGAAGCGGAAGUUCGAGUCCGAAAAUGAUAGCAGUCCCAAGCACAAAGAUCUACGGACGAUGCUGGACACACGGAAGUCUCGUCGUAUCUCGACAAGCGACGCUAACAACAACAAAGGGCCAAUUACAGACCUCCGAGAUAAACUCAACGCUGGCGCCUGCGACCUUCGCAUACAGCUCAACCGUUCAAAACCAACAGACUUACGACGACAGUUGGAGCAAGCUAAAGGUCAUUUUCAACCCCCAGCGCAUGACACCAACAUAUCCACAGACCUCCGCACCUUGCUAGACUCUAAGCGAGUACAAACGGGACAGUCGUUGAAUGUCAUCAUGGGAGGCUCCCCUCCUAGCGGAGACACUGUCCGUUCUGUAAAAGACUAUCGUCGACAGGUCGCGACUUCCCAGAAGUGGCCGACUAAACCGACAAGUCAUCUUCCGAUAACCUUCUCACCGGACGACGCUGAAGGAGUUCACGCUCCCCAUAAUGAUCCUCUUCUCGUCGUCCUUGGAAUUGGAGAGUAUGAUGUCACCAAGAUCCUCAUUGACACCGGAAGUUCCGUCGACCUCAUCUUCCGAGGAACUCUACAGAAGAUGGGAGUUGAUCUUGACGACAUAAAAGCGUCUUCCAGGACAUUAACCGGAUUCAAUGGAUCCUCCGAAACUAUCUUGGGAACGAUCCGCCUCCCGGUACGCGCGUGUGGCGUUACUCGAACGGUUAAGUUUGCCGUUGUAAGCACAAAAGCUCCUUAUCACGCUAUACUCGGCACCCCUUGGCUACACUCGAUGCAAGCCGUUCCUUCCACCUACCACCAGUGCGUCAAGUUCCCUGGUACGGACGGAAGGAUAAAAACGCUGCGAGGGGAUCAAAAGGCCGCUAGGGAUCUCCUAGUCGCCACAGUCAAACUCCAACGGUCAUCUCUACCCGUUAAUUCUGUGUCUCCCCCAACCUCAAAAGUCCGUUCCCAGGAAAGCGAGAUUCUCGAGUUACCUAUUGACGACGCCGAUCAAAGUCGAACCGUAAGGGUUGGUGCAUACCUUUCUGAGGAAAUGCAGCAGUCAAUUCUGAACUUCCUCAGGAAGAACGUGUCUACAUUCGCUUGGUCUAUGGCAGACAUGAAAGGCAUUGAUCCGACUAUAACGACUCACGAGCUAAACGUCGACCCGACAUUCAAACCUAUCCGCCAGAAGCGACGUAAGCUCGGCCCUGACAGGUCGAAGGCCGUAAACGAAGAAGUUGACAAGCUACUCGGCGCAGGUUCGAUCGCUGAGGUCCGCUACCCCGAAUGGUUGGCAAAUCCGGUAGUCGUCAAAAAGAAAAAUGGCAAGUGGCGCGUCUGCGUCGACUUCACCGAUCUGAAUAAAGCCUGCCCAAAGGAUAGCUACCCUCUUCCCAACAUUGACCGUUUAGUCGAGUCUACGGCCGGAAACGAGAUGCUGACCUUCAUGGACGCCUUCUCUGGAUACAAUCAAAUAAUGAUGCACCCGGAUGAUCGCGAGAAGACAGCCUUCAUCACAGAUAAGGGAACCUACUGCUAUAAGGUCAUGCCGUUCGGUUUGAAGAACGCCGGAGCAACCUACCAACGACUUGUAAACAAGAUGUUCGCAGAUAAGCUGGGCAUCACUAUGGAAGUGUACAUCGACGACAUGUUGGUUAAGUCGCUCCAUUCCAUUGAUCACCUCCGUCAUCUUCAAGAAUGCUUCGAAACUCUCAACAAAUACGGCAUGAAGUUGAACCCAGCAAAGUGCACAUUCGGAGUCUCUUCAGGCGAAUUCCUCGGCUACAUAGUCACACAGCGAGGAAUCGAGGCAAACCCGAAGCAAAUAUCCGCGGUCCUGAACCUCCCAAGUCCGAGGAACAGUAGAGAAGUACAACGGCUCACGGGCCGGAUAGCUGCUCUAAAUCGUUUCAUCUCCAGAUCCACCGACAAGUGCCUCCCCUUCUACGAUCUCUUGCGAGGAAAUAAGAAGUUCAUUUGGGAUGAGAAGUGUGAGGAUGCAUUUACUCAACUCAAGCAAUACCUGACAACACCUCCAGUACUCGCUAAGCCGGACGUAGGUGAUGUUCUAUCUCUCUAUGUCGCGGUGUCACAAGCUGCUGUCAGCAGCGUUCUGAUAAAGGAAGACCGCGGCGAACAAAAGCCCAUUUUUUACACAAGCAGACGCAUGACCGGACCAGAGACGCGAUACCCGACUCUGGAAAAGAUGGCUUUAGCAGUUGUCGAGGCAGCAAGAAAGCUUCGACCGUAUUUCCAGUCACAUUCAGUGGAGGUACUGACUGAUCAACCUCUCCGAACGAUACUCCAAAACACCAACAGAUCUGGCAGACUCACGAAGUGGGCCAUCGAACUCGGCGAGCUCGAUAUUACCUACAAGAACCGCACAGCGGCGAAGUCCCAAGUCCUCGCGGACUUCCUGGUCGAGUUGGCCCCAGAAUUGGAACAAGAUCUUAUACUCCCAAGCUCAAACUGGACGCUGCACGUCGAUGGAUCAUCGACCAACAAGGGAGCAGGAGCCGGAGUCCAACUACAGUCCCCGACCGGAGAGCUAAUCAGGCAGUCUUUUAGCUUUGGCUUUCCCGCGUCAAACAACGAAGCAGAAUACGAAUCUCUGAUCGCCGGACUCCGCUUAGCAAAAGCCGUAAAAGCUAAACGACUAAGCGCCUAUUGCGACUCUCAAUUAGUCGCCAGUCAGUUCAGCGGCGACUACGAUGCCCGCAACGACCGAAUGGAUGCCUAUCUCAAAAUAGUGCAAAGCCUGACAGCAGAGUUCGAGUUCUUCGAACUCAUCAAAGUUCCCAGAGGCGAAAACGUCUGCGCCGACGCCCUCGCGGCCCUUGGCAGCAAGCUUCGUGAUCAAGUUAAACGAACCAUCCCGAUACAUCGUAUCGAGAAACCAAGCAUCGAUAUUCCUACCGACCAAACCCUCGUUGCCCCGGUCAUCGAACCCGCUACUCCAGAUGACGACGGAUUUGGUCCUGAUUGGAGAACUGAGUUUAUCGACUACCUCUCGAAGGGAGAACUCCCAAACGACAAAUGGGAAGCUCGCCGACUAAAAACACGCAGCGCCCAUUACGUCGUUCUUGACGAUGAACUACACCGCUGGACCGCGAGUAAAGUACUCCUAAAAUGCAUUCAUGGCGACGAGACAGCAAGGGUUAUGGCAGAGACGCACGAAGGCGCUGGCGGAAAUCAUUCGGGCGGACGUGCAUUAGCAAUCAAAGUAAGGAGCUUGGGCUUCUUCUGGCCAACAAUGAACGCAGAUUGCGAGUCUUACGCGAGAAGCUGCGACAAGUGCCAACGGCACGCACCUAGUAUCCAUUGUCCAACCGAAAUGUUGCGAACAACCACCGCUCCAUACCCGUUCAUGCGAUGGGCAAUGGACAUCAUUGGACCACUUCCCUGUUCCCGCCAAAGACGCUUCAUCCUCGUCCUCACCGACUACUUUACCAAAUGGAUCGAAGCUGAAGCAUACGCUCAAGUCACGGACAAAGAAGUCCGCGGUUUCGUCUGGAAAAAUAUUAUUUGCCGCCACGGUUUACCUUAUGAGAUCGUUACCGAUAACGGAUCGCAGUUCAUGUCAGGCAACUUCAAGGAGUUCUGUGGCAAAUGGAACAUUCGACUAAGCCCCUCCACUCCUCGUUACCCGCAAGGUAAUGGCCAGGCAGAAUCCUCCAAUAAACUCAUCAUCGAUGGCAUUAAAAAGCGCCUGGAUCUGAAAAAGGGUCACUGGGCCGACGAGCUCGAUGGGGUCCUAUGGAGCCAUCGCACAACGCCGCGAGGAUCGACUAAAUCGACACCUUUCUCCCUCGCCUACGGUGUAGAAGCCAUGGCUCCCGCUGAAGUCAACGUUUCAAGCCUCCGACGCUCCAAGAUGCCUCAAUACGUCGAACUCAACAAGGAAAUGCUACUCGACGCCCUUGAUGAGAUAGAAGAACGACGAGAUCAAGCUCUGCUGCGCAUCCAGAACUAUCAACACCAGAUCGAGAGUUACUACAACAAAAGGGUCCGUGCCCGACCUCUGGAACUCGGUGACCUCGUCAUGCGCAAGGUGUUUGAAAACACUAAGGAGCUAAACGCCGGUAAACUCGGCGCCAGGUGGGAGGGACCUUAUAAAAUCAUCAAAGUCGUCAAACCCGGAGUAUACCGACUUCAAACUUCACGUGGCGAAGAAGUUCCCCGAUCAUGGAACUCGAUGCACCUAAGACGUUUCUACUCGUAG